UAAAAGCAGUGAACUUUGGGGCUACCAACAGUUGAGAACUCAAGUUUUAACGGAGAGGUCAAAAUGAAGACAUCUGUUAUUUUAGCUCUGUUUGGCUUUGUACUCGCUGUCGGCUUUUCAGUCGCAGUAACUGAAAAUGAGCUGGCCGAGAUAACAGAUGAAUUUGAAGCAGGAAAACUUCGAGGUGAGUACGACAUGAAAGAGAACGAUGAAGAGUUCGAUGCAGAAGACCUAGAGGACAAUGAUGUGGCAAUCCGCAGAAGUGAAAGCGAAGUGGCGGCCGAAGACGAGGAGUUUGAUGAAAGAGCAUUCGAUAAUGACGAUGAUAGAGACGAAGUUAGUGACGAAGGUGACGUAACAGCAAUGGAAAAGUCAGCUGACCCCUUUAUUCGCUUUAGACGUAUUGGACGCAGAAUAGGACGUAGGAUCAGACGUCGUGUUCGUCCUGUUCGUCGAACAAUUCGUCGUGCAAUACGUCGUGGUCGUCGUAUAAUUCGUCGUUUUCGCGGCUAACGCGGCCAAGGAAGACCAUUUCAGUGAAACAGGUCUUGAUGAAUACCAACCUCAAACAUGCAUGAGUGGAGAACUUGGAACAACUAAUAGGGCAGUUUUUAUGUUUCGGAGUAUUGUAAUGCUUCUAGAAAGUAAAAUUCCCCCCCCUGCUGAUAAAGUAUAAUGAGGAGGAAUUAAUGUAGAAGUAGUUAAAGAAAAUGUUGUGAUUUGCUAUAAGUUUGCGUCAAUUGAAAUAA
Molecule: messenger RNA, 749 nt
Organism: Pocillopora verrucosa
Lineage: Eukaryota; Metazoa; Cnidaria; Anthozoa; Scleractinia; Pocilloporidae
Source: RefSeq, a predicted model, not a curated record